UGGUUUGGAGCAGGAUAACAGCUGACUGAUAUAAAGUUAUAACAGCUUAUUGUUAGUGUGAUGGUUUGGAGCAGGAUAACAGCUGACUGAUAUAAAGUUAUAACAGCUUAUUGUUAGUGUGAUGGUUUAGAGCAGGAUAACAGCUGACUGAUAUAAAGUUAUAACAGCUUAUUGUUAGUGUGAUGGUCUAGAGCAGGAUAACAGCUGACUGAUAUAAAGUUAUAACAGCUUAUUGUUAGUGUGAUGGUUUGGAGCAGGAUAACAGCUGACUGAUAUAAAGUUAUAACAGCUUAUUGUUAGUGUGAUGGUUUGGAGCAGGAUAACAGCUGACUGAUAUAAAGUUAUAACAGCUUAUUGUUAGUGUGAUGGUUUGGAGCAGGAUAACAGCUGACUGAUAUAAAGUUAUAACAGCUUAUUGUUAGUGUGAUGGUCUAGAGCAGGAUAACAGCUGACUGAUAUAAAGUUAUAACAGCUUAUUGUUAUGGUGUGUUCCUGCAUCCUCGGACGCCAGCCUUUCGAGUUGCAUUUCCAGUCUGGGAGCAUUUAUAGAGCUCGUGAGUCCGCCCCUUCCGGUAGACCCCCAUGGGACCUAUGAGAUCGUAACAUAUGAAUGGGUUUCAACGGAGAGAAAGUAAUUAUCUUCUGGUCCCAGUCUUUAUAUGCCCUGGAUCAGACAUAUGCCGGUUGCCCCCGACCUGCUCCUCACAGCAGGACCUUCGCAGGGUCAAACGGGAGCACUGCGACUACCAGAAGCCACCUCUAUCGUUGAGGAGUGAGAGAAAGGUUCUCCAGAACCAGACCGCGCCGUAGUCACUGCUCGUGAUGAACCUGGGAACCAGACGAGCUCACGUUUACUUUGCUCUGCGGAUACGGUCGGCCCCUCCUCCCGUACAAACAAUGUUCGCCAGGGCGAAACCGACGGACCAAUCACAACCGUUGAACCGUCAUGUGGCGGGAUGAACACGGUGAUGUGGGGCGCAGGGUGCAGGCGCGCCGUCGAGGCGUUUCAACGACAACAGAGAUGGCCGCCCGUGCUGGUCAGCGGUCUGUUGACAGGCUGGUCUGGCGAGGCCAGGCUCGCCUGUUAUAGGCUGAACUCUUGUUUUUUGGAAUCAGCUUUUUAACAUUGUUUGUUACAUCACACAUCCCCAGGUGAAUAGAUGCAUGGUUGAAUUAUUUAGAAGGUGUAUCUCGUUGAGUUGUGGGGCAAAUGCCGUGGCCCCGUGGUAUUAGCAUUAGCGCGCUAACACCCACAGCUACCAGUUACGUACGGGGGGUCACUGAAGCCACGGUCCAACCAGUGGCAUCACUGCUCUUCUCUGACCCCGGGGAACUUCACACCAACAGCAGAGGAAUGCAAAAUCCAUGUUCCUGGAUUCACUUUUGGUCACUUUGAGUCGAUGCAUCUGCAAGAUAAUGAAACAGUAACAAGUUAAAGGAAAAAACUGUAAAAAGUUGAAUUAUUAUGUAAUUCAAAUUUCCUCCAUAAACAACACGGCAGCUUGACGUGACACAAAAAAGGUUCCCCAAGACACAACUCCAUGGCCGCGCCCCCUGACUCUGGAGCCCCGCCCCCUCCUGCAGGCUCCUCCCAUUCCUCCUGCUGAUGUAGGGGGAGGUGCUGGUGUAGACGCCACCGGUCGCUUCUAUUCUACUCAUGUUAGGUGUGUGUGUGUGUGUGUGUGUGUGUGUGUGUGUGUGUGUAGGUGUGUGUGUGGUUCUUUGUCAUGUUAUAAUUCUUUGGACCUAUUGUUUUCAUGUCAAGAGUUUGACCGUUUAUUUUGCAAUUGUUCAGUUAAAGGCUAUAGAGAAAAGAAGACUACAUGUCUCGUAUGUGACGUCACGCUCCCUGCGAGUGUGUGUGUGUGUGUGUGUGUGUGUGUGUGUGUUUGCGUGCGUUUGCGUGUGUCUGUGCGUAGGAGUGUGUGGUUCUUUGUCAUGUUAUAAUUCUUUGUGUUUAUUUAUAACCUUAUGUCAAAACACCUGUGACUGAAUUCCCUGUAGAUCACUCUGGAUAGAAGCGUCUGCUAAAUGACUAAAUAUAUCGUCACCAUAUUGAGUUGAACACAUUAGUUCACUAACAAGCAGUCGUCGAAACCCUCUGCCAAUCAUGGCGUGUAAAAAAAUACCUUCUGUGAAAUGGAUUUGAAGACGAGGCUAAUAACUAUUCCUCACCGUACAACGAAUCGGAGUCUUCAAUGAUGGCGCAUUUGAACUCCCGCAUAUUGCUUGGUCACUGUCGCCCCCUGCUGGGGACGCCUGUGAGUUACAACAUCAACCCAGCAGCUCUGGUGGUUCUGCAGCGUCUGUCCGCAAUGCUGUGAGCCCUCGACGAGGUACCUAAAAGUGUCAUUUUGAAUGCAGAUCAUUUAAUGACGACCUUAGCAUAGCCUACUAAUUCAUGUUGGCCUUCACACCAUCCAGAGCACGUUGAGUUCAGUUAUAAUAGAACAUAUGGUUUUAGGGGGACUUAUUUAGGCCUAUAUUGCUGAAUAAAUCUUCGAUCAUGAAACCUCUGGUCCUUCAACUCAGUUCGUGCUUGGCUUGUUGAACCAUUUGUAGCUUACAGACAAAUAUAAUGUCAAUGAAACGCAGCUUUGACUUCAACAGCAGACAUCACUUCCAUCAACCCCUUGAUUGUAGUGAUUUCUGUGGACAGUGGACACAACCACGCACACACAGUAAACACACAGUACACACAUUACACACACAGUACACACAGUACACACACAGUUCACACACAGUACAUACAUUCACACACAGCAUACUCAGACACACAGUACGCACCAGUACACACACACACAGUACACAGUCAGUACACACUCACACACACACACACACACACACACAACCAUCCUGUGUACUUAUACUCAUACUGAGCUAGUAUCAUGUGUACUGAUACUCAUACUGAGGCAGUAUCCUGUGUACUGAUACUCAUACUGAGCUAGUAUCUUGUGUACUUAUACUCAUAAUGAUCCAGUAUCCUGUGUACUUAUACUCAUACUGAGCCAGUAUCCUGUGUACUUAUACUCAUUCUGUGCCAGUAUCCUGUGUACUCAUACUCUUACUGAGCCAGUAUCAUGUGUACUUCUACACAUAAUGAGCCAGUAUCCUGUGUACUUAUACUCAUACUGAGCAAGUAUCCUGUGUACAUACAAUAAUGAACAACCAGUUUACUACCGUUUAUAUUGUCUGUAGGUUACUGGUAUAUAAUAAUGAGUUUACUGUAGAGAAUACAUUGUUAGUUCAUGUUUUACUUAUUUUCUGACCCGUUCGUUUGUCUUGAUGCUACUCCAAUUAAAAGAAGGACGUGACAGAAGUCCUUUGAAUGUGCUGAUAUGUCUCCAGUCUACUAUGGAUGAAGAGAGAAAGGAUGGGGGUCCUACCUCUAAGACCGCUCUGUCUGGGGAACAUGGCCGCCGGAGCAAAGCUAAGAGCCUAGAGCAGCAGGAGAGAGCUGACUCCCCUGGACCCAGCUGUGUCUCCAUGAAGAGUGACCGGUCUAUGGAUAUACCUGUUACCUUUAAAGAUGGACGCCCCUCCAGAGAGGAGAGGAGGCAUCAGAGAGCAGACUCCCCAGGACCCAGCUGUGUCUCCAUGAAGAGUGACCGCUCUAUGGGUAUACCUCCUAACCUUAAAGAUGGAUGCCCCUCCAGAGAGGAGAGAGUCCGGCAGCAGAGAGCAGACUCCCCUGGACCCAGCUGUGUCUCAAUGAAGAGUUUCCAAUCUAUGGAUCCACCUGUUAAGUUUGAAGAUGGAAAUCAGUCAAUUGAGAAAAGAAGAGUCCAGCAGCAGAGAGCAGACUCCCCUGGACCCAGCUGUGUCUCCAUGAAGAGUAUGAAUCCACCUGUUAAGUUUGAAGAUGGAAAUCAUCACCCUUCAAAGAAAAGAAGGAGGCUGGAGAGAGCAGACUCCCCUGGACCCAGCUGUGUCUCCAUGAAGAGUGACUGGUCUAUGGGUAUACCUCCUAACCUUAAAGAUGGACGCCCCUCCAGAGAGGAGAGACACCAGGAGAGGCCAAAGGUUACCAGUGCUCAGUCUGUACAGCAUCAAACAGAGCUGGAGAUGAACCAGGAGGAACUGGCCGACACGCUGUGGGGCGAAUCUGCUGCUGUCGAGUGCCAACCUAAAUCCAAGUCUCGUUUGAAGAAGAAGUUGUGGAGUUUGGAUGAGGGAAUCACACAAAGAGAGCAAAGACCUCUGAAUGAGAUCUACACAGAGCUCUUCAUCACAGAGAGAGGCAGUGGAGAGGUCAACCAGGAACAUGAAGUCAGACUGAUUGAAACAGCUUCCAGGAAACCAGCCAUGAAGGAAGCACCAAUCAGAUGUGUGGACAUCUUUAAACCCUUACCGGGACAAGAUAAACCAGAUAAACCAAUCAGGACAAUAAUGACAACUGGAGUGGCCGGCAUUGGUAAAACCGUCUUAACACAAAAGUUCACCCUGGACUGGGCUGAAGGCAAAGCCAACCGUGACAUAAACUUCACAUUUCUCCUCACUUUCAGAGAGCUGAAUAUACUGAAAAAGAAAGAGUUUAGCUUGGUGGGACUUUUACAUCACUUCUUUAUUGAGACCAAAGAAGCGGAAAUCUGCAGAUUCCACAGGUACCAAGUUGUCUUCAUCUUAGAUGGUCUGGAUGAGUGUCGACUUCCUCUGGACUUCCAGAAAAACCCGAUCUUUAAUGAUGUCACAAAGUCCACCUCGGUGGACGUGCUGCUGACAAACCUCAUCAGGGGCGACCUGCUUCCCUCCGCUCGCAUAUGGAUAACCACACGCCCUGCGGCAGCCAAUCAGAUCCCUGCUGAGUGUGUUGACAGGGUGACAGAGGUGAGGGGGUUCACCGACUCACAGAAAGAGGAGUACUUCAGGAAGAGAUUCAGAGACGAGGCGCUGGCCAACACAAUCAUCUCCCACAUCAAGAAAUCACGAAGCCUCCACAUCAUGUGUCACAUCCCAGUCUUCUGUUGGAUCACUGCUACAGUUCUGGAGGACAUCUUAAAAACAUCCAAGAGAGGAGAAGAGAUGCCCAAGACCGUGACUCAGAUGUACAGCCACUUCCUGAGGGUUCAGUCCAUACAGGGGGACAGGAAGUACCUUGGGAGAUCUGAAACAGAUCCACACUGGAGUUCAGAGAGCAGAGAGAUCAUCGUUUCUUUGGGAAAACUGGCUUUUAAGCAGCUGGAGAAAGGCAACCUAAUCUUCUACGAGGAAGACCUGGCAGACUGUGGCAUCGACAUCAUAGCAGCCUCAGUGUACUCAGGAGUGUUCACCCAGAUCUUUAAAGAGGAGUGUGGGGUGUACCAGGCCAGGGUGUUCUGCUUUGUCCAUCUGAGCCUCCAGGAGUUUCUGGCUGCCCUUUAUGUCUUUCUGUUCUUCAUCGACACUGGUAUCGAUCUGCUAUCAGAAGAACCACCCACAUCUGGGGAAGAUAAACUCCUCCUCCUCUACCAGAGUGCUGUGGACAAGGCCUUACAGAGAAAGAACGGACACCUGGACUUGUUCCUCCGCUUCCUCCUGGGCCUCUCGCUGGAGACCAAUCAGAUUGUCCUACGAAGUCUGCUGGGACAGACAGGAACUAGCUCACUGACCAAUACAAAAACAGUGUCUUACAUCAAGGAGAAGAUAGAUGACGAUCUCUCUCCAGAGAGAAGCAUCAACCUGUUCCACUGUCUGAAUGAGCUGAACGACCGUUCUCUAGUGAAGGAGAUCGAACGGUACCUGACAUCAGGAAGUAUCUCCGGAAAAUUUCUCUCUCCUGCUCAAUUGUCAGCUCUGGCCUUCAUCCUAGUGACAUCAGAAGAGGAGCUGGACGUGUUUGACCUGAAGAAAUACUCUGCUUCAGAGGAGGGUCUUCUGAGGCUGCUGCCAGUGGUCAAAGCCUCUAAAACAUCUCUGCUCAAUGGCUGUCAUCUGUCAGAGAGAUGCUGUGAAGCUCUGGCCUCAGUUCUCAGCUCCAACUCCUCUAGUCUGAGAGAGCUGGACCUGAGUACCAAUGAUCUGCGGGAUUCAGGAGUGAAGCUGCUCUCUGCUGGACUGGGGAGUCCACACUGUGCACUGGUAACUCUCAGGCUCAACGGCUGUCAUCUGUCAGAGAGAUGCUGUGAAGCUCUGGCCUCAGUUCUCAGCUCCAACUCCUCUAGUCUGAAAGAGCUGGACCUGAGUACCAAUGAUCUGCAGGAUCCAGGAGUGAAGCUGCUCUCUGCUGGACUGGGGUGUCCACACUGUACACUGGAAACUCUCAGGUUGUCUGGCUGCCUGGUCACACAGGAAGGCUGUGCUUCACUGGCCUCAGCUCUGAGCUCCAACCCCUCCCAUCUGAGAGAGCUGGACCUGAGCUACAAUCACCCAGGAGACUCUGGAGCUGCGCUGCUCUCUGCUGGACUGGAGGAUCCACGCUGGAGACUGGACACUCUCAGUGUAGAGCACGGUGGAGUUUCAAGGCUGAAACCAGCUCUAAAGAAGUAUGCCUGUGACCUCACACUGGACCCCAACACGGCCCACAGAGAACUCUCUCUGUCUGAGGACAACAGGAAGGUGAUGCGGGUUGGAGAGGACCAGUCGUAUCCGGAUCACCCAGAGAGAUUUGACUCCCGGCCCCAGGUGUUGGGUAGAGAGGCUCUGACUGGCCGCUGUUACUGGGAGGUAGAGUGGGAAGGAUGGGUUUAUAUAGGAGUGACAUACAGAGGAAUCACAAGGAGAGGACAGGGUGGUGACAGCAGGCUUGGAGGGAACAACAAGUCCUGGAGUCUUGAUUGUUCUGAUGGUGGUUACUGUGCCCAGUACAACGGUAUAGAGACAGACCUCCCUCACCGCCCCGCUGGCUCCACCAGAGUAGGAGUGUAUCUGGACCGGCCUGCUGGCUCUCUGUCCUUCUACAGAGUGUCCCCAGGUGGAGGAGGGUCCUCAGACACACUGACACACCUCCACACCUUCUGGUCCUCCUUCACCCAGGAGGACCUCCUCCCGGGGGUCUGGGUAGGGAGGCGGGGCUCAGCGGGCUCCUCCGCGUCUCUGUGUCAGUUAUAGACACAAACAUGACAGACACAGAGAGGAGCACCUCCUGGGGGGGGGUGUGUGUGUGUGUGUGUGUGUGUGUGUGUGUGUGUGUGUGUGUGUGUGUGUGUGUGUGUGUGUGUGUGUGUGUGUGUGUGUGUGCGUGUGCGUUUGCGUGUGCGUGUGCAUGUGCGUUGUGGCAACCCGGGCCCGAGAAUCUCUUAGUAAGGUAGGGAAUCACCACACUUCUCGGCUGGUUCAACACCCGGAGGGCAUUUAUUCGGUCAAACAGAGUUCUCCCCGUAGGGCAAUGAAAAACAUACGCUAGCUCCGUGAGCUAGGAGAAAACAAUGAAAUAAGGGGUUAGCUUUCUCUGUCCGGAUAUGGCGCGGUACACCUCCCUGCGGCUCAUCCGUGGGUCGGGUUUCUCCACCGGCUUCUCGCUCCAACUCUCCUCGGGAAUCGGGGAAAGCGCAGUUUAACAUGGUGUCUCACUCCCCGCCCCAGGUGUUUCCCAUCCCCCUGAUUAGUGCGCCGGGAGUGCCGCCCUCUGGCUCCAUCUGUUGGAUACAGCCGGUACACGUCCUCCACCACCUCUCCCCGAGGCCCUCCAGCCCGAGGGGUUGGGGACGGGUUGCCACAGCGUUUGCGUGUGUGUUAGCAUGCGUGCAGGCGUUAUUCGAUUGCCUGGUAACCAUGGUUACUAAUAUUCACACUGGUUUCAAUAAUACAUUUGAUGGUAUUUGCCAUCUUUGCUGAGCAGAGAGUUUUGUUCUAAAGUUCAGUGAUUGAAACCAAUAAAAGCCCGGGCUAUGGAAGUGUUCCGGUACCCCUGUCAUGCACCUACCCGAUGUCAAGUGGACCGGGUUGAAUUCACUGCGGGUCUCUCUUCUUAUAUCCAUCUCACCAAAGAUAUUUCAUUACUGUCCUUCUCAACACUCUCUGAUCUCACUAAAAGGCUGGCAGCACGAAACAGCAAUAACGACGAGAUGCGCUAUGCGUAGAGAAGAAAGAAUACUGACGUUGAAUUUGCAACAUUUUGCAACAAAUGAUUCUAAAUCUGCCCAUACAUGGACACGUCAGAAUGUUGCGGUUUUCCCUCGCUACAAUGUUGCAUCUGUGGCUGCUGGUAAUUUAACCACCAAGAAGUAUGCUCUACGGGGCUAUUUUCAUCAUUAUUAUUCUUAUUUAAAAAAAAUUAGACGGCACAGCGAUCCGGGGCUAUUCCCAAAAAAUCCGGGGCUAUUGCCUCGAAUGGGUUCUUCAAUCAGAUCGCUAGUCAAACUGGAAAUUUGUUUUUCUCCCUUCUUCGGGGAUAAUGUUGCCCGUUUUGAUCUUGGACGUUUGGUAAACUUUUUUAUCCACACCUUCUGUCCUCAGCGUCUCUGUGUAAAUUAUAGUCUCUCUCUCUCGCUCUCGCUCUGUCUGAUGACACACGUGAACACAAACAUGCAAGCGCACACACGCAUAUAUGAAUUAACAUAAAGACACACGCAUAUAAACGUACUACUAUAUAGGAACACAAACACGCAGGCACACAAACACGUGUAUGUGAACACAAACAAACACGUAUAUAUGAACACACACACGCGCGUACAUAUGAAAACGCGUUACGUGCAAACACACACCGUAUUAUAAACACUCAAAUAUACACGCAGGCACACACAUGCAGGGUUUUUUCUAAACAAGGGAACAGGGGCGCUGCGCCCCGAUACUCCCGGCGUGCGCCAUCCUACCGAAAUGCCGACUGAACCUGUCAGACUUGGAUCUGUACUUACAUGCUGCUGUACAACAUACACUAUUUCUCAAAACGAUCUUUUCUCCGCGAAAAUAUCCCAACACCACCACCUGACAAUGUGUCUGAUCCUCAAAUAACUUAUAAUUACUCCAAAAAUAUUCCGAUCCGAAUUGGAGUUUCCCAGACCGAGUCGACAUGCUAACGUUAAAGUUAUUAGCAGCUAGCUAGCUAGCUACUAUGUAUUUGAAUGGGUUUUUGGUCUAGGCGCUAAGAUGCUAAGCAAGUAUACAAGACCAUUCCAGUUCUCUCUGCACAAAGCUACGGGUUCCCUGUUACCAGGGAACCCGUAGCAGGGAACUAAAUGGUAGCUGCACGGCCGAAUUAGCCCAAUAAAAGUGUAGUAACCCAGAGAACCAGCUACAACAUAGUUUUCAUCCAAACGAGCCGUCUUUAGCGAACAGUGAAUUGCAUUGGCUUCUACGAGCAGUCGGCUUUCAGCCGCGAGCUUAGGGACCGUCUGCAAAGUGCAAAACUGAAUUGCAUUGGCUUCUACGAGCAGUCGGCUUUCAGCCGCGAGUUUAGGGACCGUCUUCAAAGUGCAAAACUGAAAACGACAACAAUAGUAACAUUUCUAUAGCGUCGCCAUUAUUGACUCUAGAGCCCCAAAACUUGUUCCAUAGAGGCAUGGCACAGGAGGUCUACCAUGACUAACGCUACCCUGAACCACCUCCUCAGGAUCUGUAUUGAGGGGCCUGCAAUUGAUCAAUUUGAUUUUGACAAGGCAGUGAGCCGUUGGGGCAGUCUCAGGAACAGACGGCUGCUGUUGUGAUUUGACCUACUUAAUAAAAGUUUAGCCAAUAUUUUUGAAAUUUGUCGUGUUUAUUUACAGGGUAAAGUUGUACAAGUCUACCAAAAGUUGAUAGUAUUUUAGUUUUUCAGGAUGACCACAAGAGCUAGAAUUUCUCUUUAAGAUAGCCUCAGAAUGUACCAUUUAAUCAUUAUUUUUUCAAAGGCUUCGCGCCGUGGAAGGGGGAGACCCCCCUUCCACACCAUCCCUCGGCUUUGCGCAGGGGUCUGCUCCCUGCUACUUUUUUUUUCUAGAAAAACCCCUGACAUGCAAACGCACGCACAUAUGCACACGCCCAGAGGUGGGUAGGAACGCGCUGCAUUUACUCCGUUACAAAUACUUGAGUAACUUUUUGGAUAAAUUGUAAUUUUAGGAGUAGUUUUAUUGCAACAUACUUUUACUUUUACUUGAGUAAAUAUUUGAAGAAAGAACGGUCAUUUUGACACCGUUCCAUUUGGCUACGUGACGGUCGUUACUUUGUUUUUUUAGAUCUUUUCUUUUAUUACAUGCGAGAUCUAUUUCUAUCACGUGAAUAUUCCUUAGCCCAAGUGAAGGAGUUCAAGUACCUCGGGGUCUUGUUCGCGAGUGAGGGUACUAUGGAGCGUGAGAUUGGCCGGAGAAUCGGAGCAGCGGGGGCGGUAUUGCGUUCGCUUUACCGCACCGUUGUUACGAAAAGAGAGCUGAGUCGCAAGGCAAAGCUCUCGAUCUACCGGUCGAUCUUUGUUCCUAUCCUCACCUAUGGUCAUGAGGGUUGGGUGAUGAACGAAAGGACGAGAUCGCGGGUACAAGCGGCCGAGAGGCAAUUGAAUAACGCCUGCACACACACACACAGGCACGCACGCACGCACAACGCAGAGUGGUAAUCGGGAGAGUUGGGAAAAUUCCCUGUGGCCCGUUAACGUUUCGGGGGGCGCCGGGUCAACGUCGCAACCAAUUCGGUUUUGUCUAGAGGGGAGUAACUGAGCGCCCCCUCCCGAAGUGGCACAGCCCAGGUCGGCCUUGAACUGCGAUUGGUCAGAAAGACGUUACAGCUAAUGACAACAUUGAACUCUCAUGCAGGCUCGAACAGAGUGACACACAAACACACACACACACACACACACACACACACACACACACACACACUCACACUCACACACACACACACACACACACACACACUCACACACACACACACACACACACACACACACACACACACACACACACUCACACUCACACACACACACACACACACACACACACACACACACACACACACACACACACACACACACACACACACACACACACACAGUUUUUCACCCACUCCGUAUCCAGCUUAUUCCAUGCUUAAAGCACCCAGGCUACUAUGCGGCGAGCUGGGGCUCUCAUGUUCUCCCCUGCGGUGUAUUCCUUGUCCGCAUCCCCUGCCAUCCAGUUGUCAUACGAUUCAUGCAGACUGGUUUUGAACGGCUGAUUCCAUGGAUGCACUUUGUUAAUAAUGUUAGUUAACAGUUAAACGUGUAUUGGUCUUAAUUAAUAUAAUUUUGGAUAAACCAAAUUUAUUUUAAUUUUAUUUAAAGGUCGAUGUAUUUAAUUUUGCAAAGAUUUAAUUUGUUAUUGUUUCGGUUCAAGGGUUAUGCAUUUUAUUUUUAAGGACCUUAUUUAUUUUAUUUAAAAGGAUGUUAUUUACAUUAUCUUUAUUUGAACAUUGCUGUUUUAUAUUUGUUGGUGUCUAUUUUGUACCGUUUGUGUUGCUCUGUUUAUUUAAAAAAUAAAUCGGAGAAACUCAGUACUUGUA
This is a messenger RNA of Gadus macrocephalus (Pacific cod), 11361 nucleotides long. Its product is annotated as NACHT, LRR and PYD domains-containing protein 12-like. The transcript is spliced from 14 exons. The record is from RefSeq and is a predicted model, not a curated record. Lineage: Eukaryota; Metazoa; Chordata; Actinopteri; Gadiformes; Gadidae. Gene Ontology annotation, molecular function: protein binding. Bases 3286 to 7026 code for a protein of 1246 amino acids.